Messenger RNA from Angiostrongylus costaricensis, 403 nucleotides. The record is from the annotation of a GenBank genome assembly. NCBI's taxonomy places the organism in Eukaryota, Metazoa, Nematoda, Chromadorea, Rhabditida, Metastrongylidae.
UCCAAAUUCUUCUUUUUCAGCAGAUUGUGGUAUUGGUCAAUUUUUAUGUGACGGACAAUGCGUACCGUUAAAGUGGAAGUGUGACGGUGAACCGGAUUGCUUGGACGGGUCGGACGAGUUGUUCCACUGUGCGAGAUGUGGCUCGGACGAGUUUCACUGUCAAUCAGGCCGUUGUUUACCAAAAGCGUACAUCUGCGAUGGCACGCAGGAUUGCGGUGCGAAUGGUGUUGAUGAUAACUCGGACGAGGAUCCGUCGAUUUGUCUUCACAAGUCCACCUGUCCACCGAAUUUCUUCUCCUGUCGUCAUGAAGCCAGAUGCAUCCAUUUGUCUCAGUUCUGUAAUGAGAUCGUAGACUGUAACGACCAUUCGGAUGAACAUGAAAAGUGUGAUGAUUGUAAGUAA